AUGGCUGGUGUUGAACAUGUGGAAGAUGUCGUUGAGUAUUUUCUGUUUAUAAAGUAUGAUCAGUUGGACAGUGAGGUUAAAAGUCAAAAGGAGGCAGCAGAGGAGAGUUUAGACAAGUAUCUAGCGUAUUUAAGUUCUCAUUUAGUCGACUACAUCUGGCAAAGAGACCCAUUUAAUAUUCGGAUUGUUCCUGGUGUGGGGGGCAACCCAACCCAUUUACAUGGAAUCACCAAUUAUGGAGAUAACAUUGAAGAUGAAUGGUUUAUUGUUUAUUUACUUUUCCAGCUGACUGAAGUGUUCCCAGAACUGACUGUCAAGAUUUCUGACAGUGAUGGUGAAUUCCUUCUGAUAGAGGCUGCAGAUUAUUUACCAAAGUGGUUGGAUCCAGACACGAGCAUAAACAGGGUUUUCAUUCAGAAUGGGCAGCUUCACAUUAUCCCACUUCCUGUGUCACCGGCAGAUAUUGGCGUACUACCGACAGAAUCACCAACAUUGCAGAUAUCGCUACAGACGGUAUAUCACCAUCCACAUAGAACUGUAGCAUCUACACAGAUACAACAAGCUGUCAGAAGAAAACUGCAAAACGUUGUCCAAUCAGGACUCAUCACUGCGUAUAAAGCUUGUCGGAGAAUGAAGUACUUUCCUCCAGAUGAGCGGAUCAUGACUACAGUGAAGAUGACUAGGUGUUUAUAUGGUCAGUUAUUACAACAACGUUUCCAACCGGAUAAAUCGAGUGGGUGGAACCUUCCAUCUGAGUCAAAUCCCAUUCACAGAUCACAUGAUAUGGGCAUGAAACUGGCUCAUGGAUUUGAGAUACUUUGUGCAAGAUGUACAGGCAAGUCAGCAUCCAGCAGCAAUGAACAAGAAGUGAAUGAAGUGAGAUGGCAACGAUAUUUACAGUCUUUAAAAGAUAAAGAUUAUUUCAGGGGGGAGUUGAAAGGAUCCAGGCUGUACAAUGAGCUGAUCAAAUCUGCUAAAGAGUACUACACAGAAAUCAUGGUUCAUUCUGACAAUAUAGAGAGGACAGAGCCCGGACAUCAAGUGUUGGAAAUACUGCAUUCAAAUAAAGUGAGUUUUCAUGAUUUGAAAGUAGCUGAGAAGAAUUUACAACCAGAAGAUGAUGACAGCUGGCUAUUCCUCACACCUGAUCAGCUGGAACAAAUGUUGCAUGAAGCUGUCGGCAAAUCAACGGCAACCUCACUGCCUGAUGAGAAAGACCUGUUGUCAGCAAUGAGUUAUGACCUUGGCUCAGUCGCUGACAACAUGAAGGCAUUUGUCAACAAAGUAUCAAGCCAUGAAGGAGCAGAGUUUCCAAAGAUGUCAGAAAAUGCUCAAAUAAACUUUGAUUCAAGUGGGUUCCUUGAGGCUUUGGAAAACAUGUUAGGAGGUGGAUUCAGAGAACCAAAGAGUGAUGACAGUGGUGAUGAUUCAAGUGGUUUCCUAGACGAUGAUGAGGAAGAGGAGUAUGAUCUUGAUGAUGAUGAUGAAUUAGAAGGAGAAGCAGCAGAGAUGAAAGAAAUGAUGGAGCAAAUGGAUCGAGAAUUAUCACAAACUAUGAUGGGGAAAAGUUUUGAAAAGCAGACAGAAAAGAAACCAACAUCAUCGAAAACAACAUCACAAGAUGAGCAAGAAGAUGCAAAAUAUGGUGGUUCAGAGGAACCAGAAGACAUUCCAGCAGUUGAUGUAGACGUUAAUUUACUGAAGAAUUUAUUAGAAUCCUAUAGUUCACAGCAAGGAUUAGCUGGACCUACAUCCAAUCUAUUGCAUUCUAUGGGAAUGAAAUUGCCACAUGAUAUGGAUGAUUUGGAUUAGCAUAACUUAAAUGAAUCUCUGAUAAUUAAUUCUUUCAAUA
Saccoglossus kowalevskii is the source of this 1852-nucleotide messenger RNA. RefSeq names its product protein ecdysoneless homolog. The record is from RefSeq and is a predicted model, not a curated record. Lineage: Eukaryota; Metazoa; Hemichordata; Enteropneusta; Harrimaniidae. Gene Ontology annotation, cellular component: nucleus.